GAGAACAAGGAGGAAGACAGCAGCGUUAUCCACUAUGAUAAUGAAGCCAUCGCCCGGCUCCUGGACCGUAACCAGGACGCCACCGACGAUGCCGACGUCCAGAACAUGAACGAAUACCUCAGCUCCUUCAAGGUGGCACAGUACGUGGUUCGGGAAGAGGAUAAGAUUGAAGAGAUUGAACGGGAGAUUAUUAAGCAGGAAGAAAACGUCGACCCCGAUUACUGGGAGAAACUGUUGAGGCAUCAUUACGAGCAGCAGCAGGAGGACCUAGCUCGCAAUCUGGGCAAAGGGAAGCGGGUGCGAAAGCAAGUUAACUACAACGACGCUGCCCAAGAGGACCAAGACAAUCAGUCUGAAUAUUCCGUCGGCUCUGAAGAGGAGGAUGAAGAUUUUGACGAGAGGCCGGAAGGUCGCCGGCAGUCCAGGAGGCAGCUUCGGAAUGAGAAGGACAAACCUCUUCCCCCACUUCUGGCACGGGUUGGGGGCAACAUUGAGGUGCUGGGAUUCAACACCCGUCAGCGCAAGGCCUUCCUGAACGCCGUCAUGCGCUGGGGCAUGCCUCCCCAGGACGCCUUCACUUCCCAGUGGCUGGUUCGGGACCUGCGGGGCAAGACGGAGAAGGAAUUCAAGGCUUACGUUUCUCUGUUCAUGAGGCAUCUCUGCGAACCCGGGGCGGACGGUUCGGAGACCUUUGCCGACGGGGUGCCGAGGGAGGGUCUCUCCAGGCAGCAGGUCCUGACACGGAUAGGAGUCAUGUCUCUGGUUAAAAAAAAGGUACAAGAGUUUGAACAUAUUAACGGCCGCUGGAGCAUGCCUGAAUUGAUGCCCGACCCCAGCGCGGACUCCAAAAAGUCUUCCCGGGCCUCGUCCCCCACCAUCAAAACUUCCACCACCACCCCAGAACCCAGCUGCACCAACACGCCCUGCACCUCCAAGCCAGCAACUCCGGCCCCCAGUGACAAAGGAGACGGGGCCCCCUCGGCUGAAAAGGAGGAUGUGGAGACCAAGGAUGAGAAGUUGGAGAAGGAAGCCAAAGGGAGCGAGAAAAUGGAGACGGAGCCUUCCGCGCCCGAACCGCCCCUUUCUACCACCUUCGCAGGGGAUAAAAUGGAGCUGGAACCUUCGAAGAAGCCGGAGGAUGAGGGCCCGGUGGGGGCCAGGGAAAAGGAGUCGGAAGCCGAGCCGACGGUUAAGGAUGAAAAGGAGAAGUUGGAUGCUGAUUUGGAGAAGCUGGUGGCAGAGGAAAAAUCCACGGAGAGCGAUGACAGCAAGGAAAAGGUGGAGGGAGAAACUCAGGACCCCAAGAAAGGCGAUGUGAAAUCCGAGCGAGAGACGGCCAAGGAAUCGAAAAUUGGCAGUCUCCGCGACGAGAACCGGAACAACGGGAAGAGGGAAGAGCGGAUGGAGAAACCCCGGUUUAUGUUCAACAUUGCGGACGGUGGCUUCACAGAACUCCACACCCUCUGGCAGAACGAAGAGCGAGCUGCCAUCUCCUCCAGCAAGCUAAACGAAAUUUGGCACCGCCGACAUGAUUACUGGCUGCUGGCGGGCAUCGUCCUACACGGGUACGCUCGCUGGCAGGACAUCCAGAACGACAAUCAGUUUGCCAUCAUCAACGAGCCUUUCAAAAGCGAAGCCAACAAGGGGAACUUCUUGGAGAUGAAGAACAAGUUCCUGGCCAGACGGUUCAAGCUCCUGGAACAGGCCUUGGUGAUCGAAGAGCAGCUCCGCCGGGCCGCCUACCUGAACAUGACCCAGGACCCCAGCCACCCGGCCAUGGCCCUCAACACCCGCUUUGCCGAGGUGGAGUGUCUGGCCGAGAGCCACCAGCACUUGUCCAAGGAGUCUCUGGCCGGCAACAAGCCCGCCAACGCCGUCCUGCACAAGGUGCUGAACCAGCUGGAGGAGCUGCUCAGCGACAUGAAAGCCGACGUGACCCGCCUGCCGGCCACGCUUUCCCGCAUCCCUCCGAUCGCCGCCCGGCUUCAGAUGUCCGAGCGCAGCAUCCUGAGCCGCUUAGCAAGCAAGGGGAACGAAACCCAGACGGUUCCGGCCUUCCCUCCAGGACCCUACGCCACCCCACCUAGUUUUGGGGUCUCCUUUGGUGCCACCCCCGGCGGGGGCCUGCCCACUUUGGGGGCCAACUACAGCCAAAUGCCAACCGGCUCCUUCAUAACAGCCAAUGGGCCUCCCGUGAUUGUGAAGAAGGAGAAGGAAGGCGAAGGCUUGGAGAAGAAAGAUGCCAAAAGCGGGGAGGUGAUUUGCAUAGAUGACUGAAAAGGGGGGGGGGGCGAAAGGGCCACCUGGCAGCCGGACCCCUCCACCUGCACCAACCCUGCCUCUGCCCCAGGGCACCACCACGGCCCUCCAGCCUCUCCUUUUUUUGAUUUCCGGAUUAUGUGACGGCUUUGGGGCCUGCUGGUGAUUCCUGCCCCAGCGGGGACUCCCCGCCUCGGAUUCGAAUUCCUCCUCCUGAGCCCCUCCCCUUCCUGCUGGGGUGGGGGAGAGCAGCGGCCGUCUGUCCCCGGCGGACUUAAGACUGACCAAGAGGUACUCAGGACGGAGCUGGUUUGUAUCCCCGGCUUGCGGUUCCGGGACGGGGGCCAACUUAAAAAAAGAGCUAGGAUCCAGGCCGCGUGGGGCUUGGAGGGGGAGGGGGGGCAGCCUGCUAUCUACUGCCCCCUCCCCAGUGUCGAAACUUUCG
Molecule: messenger RNA, 2704 nt
Organism: Thamnophis elegans (Western terrestrial garter snake)
Lineage: Eukaryota; Metazoa; Chordata; Lepidosauria; Squamata; Natricidae
Product: chromodomain-helicase-DNA-binding protein 3-like
Exons: 17
Coding region: 106-2277 (723 amino acids)
Biological process (GO): negative regulation of transcription by RNA polymerase II; chromatin remodeling
Cellular component (GO): chromatin; nucleus; NuRD complex
Molecular function (GO): ATP hydrolysis activity; histone binding; chromatin binding
Source: RefSeq, a predicted model, not a curated record